AUGUCCGUCCAGGAGGUGCAGGCCUACCACGACCGACGAGCUUCUUCCGCCGAGAGAAUCGUCAGAAGUUCGUUUUUUCAUGUUUUGGAGUGUUGAGAAAUGGGAAUUUCUGGGGACAUCGAAUUUUUUUUAAUGAAAAAACUUGAUUAUCAGGGAAAAAGAAAAAAAUGAAGAAACUUUCGAUUGAAACAAAAAAACUCCUAGAACGAAAAAAAUUAUUUAUAAAGUUAAGAAAAAAAAAAUCAGUUAUUCAGUUUCGCCUAAAAAAACAACACUGGAAAUUUGAUUGAAAAAUAAGUUUUAUAAGUAGAAAACUCAACCAAAAUGUACCUUUUUUUCCUAAUUUGGAAUAUUUCGUGUGGUUCUUUUGAGUUGCAUUUGCUUAUUUUUUUGUGAGUAUACCGAUUUUUCUUGUUUUUUUAUCGCUUUUUAAAAAUUAUUUAAUAUGUUUUCUUGUGCCACGGGAAUGAUUUCUGAAUAAGAACUCUAGCUUCAUUUUUUUCAACGUUUCUUCGUUUCUCAGGCUCCUCCUCUUCCAUGUCGUGCCCCCAUGGACAGUACAACACAUUUGGCACGACGUCGAUUGUGAAUCCUGUUUCUAAGGCACGGCAGCGAAGGAGUAGGAGUCGAGGAAAGCUUCUCACUUAGUAGUUAUUAGCUAAAAAAUUCAACUUUGGUUUUAUUUUGGAUACUGUAUUAUUUGCAAAAAUGUUAUCAAUUCUGUGAUAUAGCGCAAGAAGUUUGCGAUGUCGCAGCAAAAGGCGAUGUGUCGUUAUUCUCGCAGCGACAGUCAAUAAUAUUGAGCGAAUUCAAAAGUUUUGAAUUGUCGGAUUUUAAAGUUCUAACCUCACUAGGGAACUACUCGAACUCGGGUACGUGAUUCGAGUUGAAACUUUGGUGGCUUAUAGACCCGGGUAAGAGUACUUGGAAACAAGAGAGAUUAUCUGCUAAACCCAAUAGGCUUUUGAGAAAAAGCUUAUUGAAAAUGAACAAUUUAGGCUUGAAAAUUAUCAAAUUUCUGGCUUUCCUCAUUCUUUUGGCUGGGAAAAAGUUUUUUAGAGUUUAUCAUAGCGGGAUUAUUCAAGGCGAUUGUGUUAAAAUAUAAAAUAAGGUAGAAAACAGUAUUCUGAAAAGUUUCAGGCCUAAUUUUUCCAUUUUAUACUAAUUUUUUCUCGGUUCUCUAUUGGGCUUAGCAGACAUUCUCACUUGUUUUCAAGCAUUCUCUCUUAGGUCUAUAAACCACUAAAGUUUGAACUAGAUAUGCGUACCCGAGUCCGAGUAGUUCCCGAGUAGUUCCCAAUGCGUGAACUGGUGUCGUUGAUAUAGUCGUUGUCUUUGUCGUCAGCAGUUUUUCUGUGCUUCUAUUUUAUAUGUAAAAAAACGGGAAAAAGAGGGGUAUUUUUGAAUUUGGAGAUAACCAUCAUAGAGUUAAGGAAAUCACUUUGUUGGACUUCAGAAAACACCGGCGCAAUAACCCAACUGCGAGUUCUGACGCUGAACAUGUGGUGCCUGCCGCAGCCGUGGCCAAUCGGAAGUUCUGACCGCACUUUUCGACUUGAGAGACUGUCCGAGGCCCUGAUCCGAGAACGCUACGAUAUCGUUGGGCUUCAGGUAAAUAGGUCCAAAAAAGACGGCAUAAAAAUGUAUCAAGCCCAGAAAACAAAGAAUAAUCAGCAUAAGAACAAACGAUAAUCAACAUAAGUAAACGGCUUGAAGUGAAACGUCGAAUUAUUGAUUUUUUGGUCAUGCAAAGAUUUCUGUUGACUCUGAAUAAUCUAAUACACGUAAAACUUUUGAUGGUCGGGUGCAUCUUCACUUAGAGCUGCUGGGGCAGCCGCAACGCGCCCCGACGGUAAAAUUCCCAAAAGAGCCAUUUAUCUUAUUUCGUUCCACCCAUUUUCACUCAUCUAGUCACCACGGGUCGACUGCUUCAAAUGGCGCCCCGUCAGGAGCUCUGAUAAUCUUUUUUUAGCUUCUAAAAGAAAAGACAUUCUCCACGAGACUGAUAUCAUCUUUUUUUGUUUUCCAAUCGACUAAUAAGAGAACUUCUGUAGUGGAAAUCGAAAAGAGAUGUUUCAGGAGCUGUGGAGCGAGAAGGAUUUCUUGAGAUUGGCCGAUCGAAUCGAAAAAGAGUAUCCAUUUCGUCAUUAUUUCCAUUCUGGGUUCACCGGCAGCGGCGUUUGUGUCUUCUCUCGGCAUCCCAUUGUUUCGACACUUACUCAUAGGUUUCUAAGAAGCUCUAUCCGAAAAAUAUCAUAGAUAAUGUGUUUUACUUGAGCAGAAAUCGACAAAAAAGGCAGAAGAGUCAGAAAUUGAAAAAAAAAAAUGUAUCCUUAAGGUGUCAUUAUGUAGUGUUCAUUCAUGUUAUUCAGAUUCCAAGACCCAAAAAUUAAAUAACAGUUUUAAUUGCAUUCGGAAAGUGUCAUUCGUUUAAAUUUCAUUUAAUUUACACAUAAAUCUGCAAAAAAACGUUUAUAAUAGUGGUUCAUUGAGCUUCUAGACUCAUAUCUCGAUACUUUUUCAAAAAAGUCGAUGAGAAAGCACCUGCUUUAUCAAAAAAAUAGCAAGAAAAACGAAGAGAACAGACGAUGUGAUAGGAAAAAUCGAAUAUGAACGGCUUCUCCUAGGGUUUCUCGCAGUCGAAAAUACGUUUUCUCCUUAAUUUCUAAAGGAUAUCUAUAAUUUUCAGAUUUUUUCACGUAAAAUCGCUUAUGAAAGAAUGCCGUGUUCAAAGUAAUUUCGCGAAAUGCAAAAUGAUCUCUGACUCUCCAAAAUUUAGUUAUAUUUUCCUUUCUCUGACGGCUAUUUCGCAUUUCGCGAAAUUACUUUGAACACGGCAGAAUAUUCCAGCGGAAUUGUCUUGUUUUGAUUUCUUUUGAAUGUUCUAACUUUCAAGGUACUCUUUGAAUGGCUUCGCUCAUCAUAUUCACCGUGGAGACUGGUUCGGCGGCAAGGUUUUGCACCAAACUCAAAAAUGAAAGUUGAAAUUGAUUUGGUAGGUCGUUGGACUUGCCGAGGUCGAAAUCGGAGACCUUCGCGUUAAUUUCUACACGACGCAUUUGCACGCCGAGUACGACCGCGAGAACGAUUUGUACCUUCCUCAUAGGUAGAAAUUAUCAAGUUACUAAUUUAUUCCGUUUUUUUCCUAGGUGUGAUCGACUAGGUAGUGAAAAAGAAUCGUUUAGGCCAUAACGAAAAAUCGCCUUUGGCGAACUAGAACCCCGAAAAUGUAGUUGAUCCAGUUAAAAGCAUGGUUUUACGGUUCUACGCCUCGUUUUUCUGUGCGUACUUGAUCUAAUUGUGCCUUGAAGAGCUCAGAAUUUAGUAGAUGUUGAAGCUGGAGCCCGGAAACCGUGCUCUAGGUGGAAAUCUCGGAAGGAGAGCAGCCAAUUCGAGUGGACGAAAAAAAUAACUACUUUUAUAAAAAAUAAAACUGUUUGUUUCAGGACGGCCCAGUCCUUGGAACUGAGUCAGUUUGUCCGACACACGUCUCGUGGCUCUGACGUCGUCAUAGUCACUGGCGACUUCAAUAUGGAACCCCAGGAUUUGGGUCUUAGGUACACUUUGAUUUUGAAUAGUUCUUGAAGUUUGCCUUCUAUUGUCUGCCUUUAUUGAUUUGUCAAGUCUACACUGUUUAUUUUAUUUGCGGAUGAACAGCUUUUGGGGCUGUCGAAAAAAAGAAAAAAAGACUAACGGGAAAAAUCCAAACGGUCACAAAAAAGGAGUCUAAAGCUGCUUUUGAGCCUAAAAAGUGUCAAAGUCUCUCUGAAUUUCCUUUAUUCUAUCUUUUUCUGACUUCUUCUUUAUUUUCUCCUAAGAGAUCCUUUGAAGCCUUUCAAUGGUUUUUUUUUUCAAAAAGUUUCUUUUAAUGUCUUUCUAGACUUUGCCCAAAAUUGGGAAAUUCAUGUUUCGAGAAUGCAAUGAACAAAAUUAUUUUUAUGAGAGAAACUGCGCACAGUUACUUCUUUUGUUUCCUUUUUCAAGGUUUUCUACGAGUUUGUCGCAGGAUCUACCGGAACUUAAAAAUGUGCCCAGCUACGCAAAAUUUCAUGCGGAGGAGGCUAUAGUAUAUACACAAAAUAAAGUCAUAAAAAUAGAAUACUUGAACAUUUUAAAAGCUUUUUGAAAGCUUUUUUUUCAGUUUCCUUUCUUCUUAGAAAAUCUCCGCCUUUGCAGGCUGAUCCUGGCGCAGGUGAAGCUUUGUGACGCGUGGAGAAUGUGUCACGAGAAGGAGUCUUGCUCGGAGACUGGAGACGCGUUAUCGCUGUCGGAAUGUCGCGGCGUCGUUCAGGGCGGAACCUGCGACCGACCGGACAACUGCUACACCAGAAGGUCCCUAAGAAACAAGGUCAGAUAAUAAUUGAAACUUUUUCCUUGUCAUCCAAAAAAUUGAUUUUCAUAUAUAUGCCUUCCACUCAAGAACUUACUUACUUACUUAGAUACUUAGAUGGUCCAUCUUCGCUUUCGACCUUUUAUUGCCUUUUAGUGCCUUUUAUUGAUCGAAGCGUGGACCACACGUUUCCGAGGAGGUCUUAUGCAAUCGGUCAUCCAGUUUUGUCGUCCUGGUUGACUGGUAUUCUUGCGAAAAAGUUCCAUCCGUGGUGUUGAACGUGUUAUAGCAUAAUUUUGGUCUGAUUAUCCUUUUUGCCUUGCCAGGGCUAAAAAAGACCGCCCAUUCUGUUAGCAGAAGCAAGCCGAACUGCGUGACCGGUGUACCGUUAGCCGCCAUAAAUGGCGUUGCCUCCCCAUCACCGCGUAGAGGUGGUACUUGAAGGGGCACUCAAGAAACGUUUCUAAAAUGGUCCGAAAUCGAUUUCUUUGGCGAUUUCGGCCAAUCUCUAAACGAAAGCAUUUAUCCAACCAAAUUUGAAAGUUUCCUUUUGUUUAUAGUAGUCAAAGUCAACUGAUUGAAUUUUCAAUUUUCACGAAUUCUUUGAGCCAACGUUUAGCCAAAAAUCAGAUUUGAGUUCAUCUCUAUUGCGGGAAACAGCAUUUUUUCAGAACCCAGCAAGUUUUUAAUGAGUUUCUAUUUUUUUUUUAAAACUAUUAAAAAUCAGGAAGAAAUUGCACAAUGAGGGACGGUUUCAAACGAUUUACCUUGUUUUUCAAUAUUUCUUUCCAAAAAAAAGUCUUCAGGACGAAAGCAAGAGAAUCGACUAUGUUCUAUUCAAAAGCGAAAGAGCCAACGUAAAAAUCGAGGAGUGCGAAAUCGCGAUGAACCAGGUCUCCAACACCUUUUUUGAGAUCAUAACUCUUUUUUUGUAGAUUCCUUGCGAAGAGAAGAAUUAUUCGGACCACGUUGCUUUGGAAGCUCGGUUCACCAUUCAGGAUGACGCGAGACAGGUGAUUUUGAAAGACGUUUUUUUUCUCCGGUUUUUUUUUAGUAAUUUCAAUGAACAAGGAAGUUUUUUCCUUGAGUUUCAGAUCCGUAAGGGUUUAUUUCUUCUGAGAAAAACCAGUUAUUUGCAGCAGUCCCUGUCGUGGGAGUCGAACCGACCUCUCCUGAUCGAGGCGAUCGGUAUCGUCUCCGGGGGCCAAAGAAGGGCUCGAAGCGACCGAAUCCUGUUCUUCAUCGGCACGGCGGCUUGUCUCUUGCUCAUCCUCGUCUCAUUCUUCGUCUCCGUGUUUCCCUUCGCGUUUGCCUUCCUCAGGUUGCACGAAACGUCCGUCUUUUUCCUAAACGAUGCAUUUAGGUUUGCCCUAACCGUUCUUGCCGUGUUCUUCGUCUACCAGGGACUAAUCGGACUCACUUUGGAGAGGAAGGCUCUCAAAGCCGCCAAGCAGUCGAUGCAGCAGCUCUUGAAUAGUUAGGGCAUCACUGACAGGAUUUUUAGGAAUCUAGGUACUUAAAAGGGUUUUGCAUGUACUGGAAGCGUGUUAACGAAAUUUUAAACUUUAGUAGUUUGCCAAGGGGACAGAAAGCUUGAGCUUGAUUUCGAAGAGCUGUUUCUAGAGCAUUUUUAGAAUUUUGUGAUCCGGAAAUAUAUUUUAAGCUUCAAGUUUCUCCACAAGUGCAUUGAGAGGAUAUUCAAAGGGCCUUCAAAUAUUCGCGAAGUAGUGUGCAAAAAGAGUAGCUUUAGACGCCUUUGCAUUAUAUUUUUUCUUAUGACCUCUUUUUUAUCACCUUAAAAUCUUCGAAAUAGUGGUAAAAGGUAAAAGCAGAAAUGAAAGGAAAAAAAAAUAUUACUUGAACAUGUGGAUUGGGAACUUUCAAUUGGAAAUGUGAAGACUUCGACUUCUUCUUAGGACUUUAAUUCAUUAGAGCUAAACUUAUAUACAUUUUCAUCGAUUCAUCUUAUCUAAACGUUGUAUUAUUUCGAAGAAAACCUUGAAAAUCCAUCUGAAAGCUGUGGGCGGGGCCUAAAAUAAAGUGGUUCGGAGAAAGGGCGGAAAAAAAAAAUCGUGUUCUGGUAUUUUCUGGCUUCAAUCAUUUGCAGCGCAUCGAAUCUAGUAACGACUUUUUCCGACUUUUGCCUUGCGUUUUCAAAAUUUUAUCGAGGAUAUUUCGCAAAAAUAAAAUUGUCGGAACAGAAAAAUGUUUAAAAUUCUCACUGUUUUAUGUUCAAAAAACUUGGUAAAGUAUUUCCGAACAUCAUAUCAUCUUUCGAAGCUGUAGAAAAGUAUAGUUGACUCAUAAAUCAGUUGUUUUUUCCUCGUUCCAAGACCUAUAAUUUCAAAAAAGUUCAAAAAGCGGGAAGUGAUAAAUUGUCACUGAAACACACGCUCUCUGUUCUCCUCGAAAAAAAAAUCUUUGCAGCAAGCUAGGUGAAUCAACUGUUUUCCAAUCAAUGAGGCGUUUCGUUCUGAAAUUUUUUUUUGAAAGAAGAGAUAAUAUCAACUUUUACGUGCUUUUUUCUCUCAAAAAUGUUACACCGUGAUGAAUAGCCCCCCAGAACAAUUUUCAAUUGAAAUAUGGAAAAUUUAAUAUAAAUUUCUUGCAGUGCUCUAACAUUUUUUGGUUCUCUUUUUUUGAAAUCUUGUGAAUUUCUUUCCCAGAAUAAAAGAAAACGACUUUGUUCCUGAACUUUGUCGAUUUCAUUCCCGUUUAUGACUUUAGCAAUUGUCGUUACAGUUCGUUUUGACGCGUUCUCUGGUUUUUCCCAAAAUCCUUGCUGCAUUUUCAAGGGGCAGAAUUCUUGCAUGACUUGUAAUAAAUAAGAAAACAUAUUUUUUCCUCGAUUCAUAUACGAAAUUUUCUCAUGCUCCUUUAUACACCUCAGCAAGGAUUUCGAAAUAUAUUUUUGAAAUAUAAAUGUACAAUAUUCCCCACGAAAAAGUUUUUUUCCCACGCUUUGAUCGAUUCGUGUGAAAAAAAAAUGUUUUUAUUGUCGAUCCUUCCCUCCAUUUCAUUUCUCCUCACUUUAUGGAAAGAAAACGUCUAGUCACUUCUUCUCGUCAUCCUCAAAUAACUUUGUGAUUAUUAUCGGACUAACAACUUUCUGUGAUUGCUUUUUCUAUAAGAGAUUUUUAUAAAGUUCAUUCAUUAUGCUGGUUUUCUGUUAAUUUUUCGAACGUUUUCAGCGUUUCUGUAUAUUUAAAGCUUGAUUCAAGGGUUUUUUUACUUUAUUCAUUUUAUACAGAGUCAUGAAUCGCUUGACGAAUUGGUUGAAGCGAAAAAGCUGACAUCAACGUCGUCACAUACUCUCGUUUCGGACUUCCUGGUAAGGCUUUCGGCAAUUUUUUGGUGAGAUAGACAAAAAGAAAAAUUUUCAUAUUAAAUUUAUUCAGAAAAUGUAGCAAAGCUAUUCCGAUUUCUUACUUUAUUUUUGAAAGAAUUUUAGCUGACACUUUUUUCUCAAAGAAGCCUUGUUUGCAUGUUGAGUGACUCAGCGCGAUACGGUGGCACUGCGUUUCAAUUAAGAACUGCAAAGCUAUUAUAAAUCGUUUUUUGUCUGGGCGAAUUCAGAAAACCUUCUGAUGAGAUUUGAAAGAGAUUGUCAUUUUGAGUCCGAAAAAAGUUGGUUCAGCUUCAAAGAACUUCUAUCAACAAAAAACCUGGUUUUUCAGUUCAAGGAAACAUUUCCGAUUCAUGAGCAUCAAAGUCUUUUUGUUUUGAUUGAAAGCUUUUAGGAGACGAAAUAGAUGAUCGGCCGCCGCCCACGCAGAUCUACGUCGCCUCUUUCGACGAUAACGCGCCGGAAUUCAAGGCUUUCGGGUCGCAUUCCACGAGGGCUGCUCUGGUAAAGUGUUUUCCAUUAGAAGGUUGAUAAGUCUUCAAAAAGAGCCGCGGAAAUCCUUUUAAAACCUUUUAGAUGCCACAGCGAUUUCGAUGAACCGAAAAAGUUCCAUUAAGCAUUUUUAAAACAACCUCAAUUUGCUUCGACAGACAAAAAGAGUUUUUUUUUUUUGGAACAUGCAGACUUUAAGCGAGGCUUCAUUUAGAACAAUGAAAAAAAUUACAAACAUGUUAUAAACAACAAAAAAAAACUACCUUUGAGAAAUAUUUUCAGAUCUCGGCUGGAGUCGGCAUUUCGAUGACCCUUUUCUUCUUUUUGAGCGUCUUCUUCGAGUUCGACUGGUACCAUCACAGGAAGGGAGUCGACGUUGGGGCGCUUAGUGAGUUUCAAGGAAAAGUCUCCUUAUAUAGUGAUCAGGGAUAAAAAGACGCUGAACUUUCUGAACCUUGCGACUGGACACAUUUUAAGUAUUGAAAGUAACUCAACUCUAACCGCGUUGUGGCCCAACUUUGUGAAGAAAACUUCGACAAACCUAAAUUCGCAAUUAAAUUGUAGCGGGUCUGGUCCUGUUCCUCGGUUUGGGCCUCCUCGUCCAUUCGCAAGUCCUGAAAGGCAUCAAGAAGAACAACGGAGCGCACUUGGUGCCCUUCAUCAUCUGCUACGCGACUUUCCUCUGCCUCGAGUCACUCAUGAUCCUCUUUCUGAUGUGAGUAAUCGCGCUCAGACGGACUUUCCAACUUCAAGAAGGCUUUCCAGGGGUCACUUCAUGUCGGCGCCCCACUCCAUCGACACUCGUCCCGCUACAGUUUGUUUUUGUUCCUUGGCUUCUAGGCUUUCUGUGAGGAAUAUUCAAUUUAUUUGUUUGAAUCAACAAAAAGUUUUGAGGGAUGUUUUGAAGGGUUGAAUGAAGCGCGAAUGAGCCUCUCCUUUGAGAAAAAUAUUGAUGAAUUUUUUCCUCCAUUCAUUCCAAACCUUGUCGAAAGUUUGAUCAGUUUUACGUGCAGAAAAUAGAAAUAUAAUUUCCCAUACCUUCGAAUAAUCGAUCAAUCCAGUAAUCAAGACCCGAAUAAUUCUUAAGAUCUACUUCAUUGGCCUCAUAAUGGCCUCGAUCAUGUUCGUCCAGGCGGCAAUGCUUCAUUCGGUUACAAGGUAGUUUAGAAUCGCCUUCUGAAUGAGAAAAAGAGGAGAAACCUCGAUUCAGAUGCCGCAAUUAUCUGGAGAAAAGGAGCAUCUUCGACGCCGAGAUGCGGGUGGCGGAGAUGAGCGUGAGUUUUCAAAGGGAAAAGGAAAUCAGAACGAAAAUUCGCAGAAAUCGCAGAAUCCGGCGAUGAAAAUCGUGUACAUUGGCCCCUCGGAACGUGUCGAUUCUCAUCAGGCCGCCAAUUCCACGCCUCCCAUCAGAACCAUUUUGGCCUCUGGCGAUUCUCUUGCCUAA
This is a messenger RNA of Caenorhabditis auriculariae, 9612 nucleotides long. The record is from the annotation of a GenBank genome assembly. NCBI's taxonomy places the organism in Eukaryota, Metazoa, Nematoda, Chromadorea, Rhabditida, Rhabditidae.